AAAAAAACAAAAUUCACAUCUCAUGUGGUUGUCUCCUUCAUUGUCAAUUGUCACUACCUCAGGAAGCUUUUUGUUUUCACGUUUUUAUUUUAUUUUUGGUCUUUGGAAAUUAAAGGCAAAAAAAACAAGAAAUAGGAAGGAGAAGAAGAUAUUUUGAAGCCUUAUAUAUAAAACCUUCCAAAAUCCUCCGUUUAGAGGGCGCAUUGAGAGAGCUUUCGUAUUAGGUGUGAUUUGGGAUUUUUCAUAUUCAUUGGUAUCAUCGAGACAUUGAUUAAGACCAGAAUAUGGCUACGGCUACGUCUCACCAAUCAAUUGUUUCAUUUGCUUCACACCGGUCAUCUUCUUCUUCUUCUUCGACAAUCUCUCAGUGUUUAUUACGAGAGCCUCUGUUGAAUCUGCCAAUCUCUAAAGGAUUCAAGAUCCAUUCUUCACUGAGUUGUAAUAACCAUACCACCUCCAAAAAGAGAAACCUUUGCAAGAUUAAAGCAGUGGCUUCUUCUCAGACUGAGACAUCUGUUUCUUCUUAUAACAACAACACUUUCUUGUCUCCUUCCAAGAACAUACCUGACCUUUCCAAGAAAAAAUCAAAUGAAGCAGCUUUGAUAUUGAUUAGGCAUGGAGAAUCUUUGUGGAAUGAGAAGAAUCUUUUUACGGGUUGUGUUGAUGUGCCAUUAACUGAAAAAGGUGUUGAAGAGGCUAUUGAAGCAGGGAAGAGGAUUAGUAACAUACCUGUUGAUGUUAUCUUCACAUCUUCUUUAAUCCGUGCUCAGAUGACUGCAAUGCUUGCUAUGAUUCAACACCGUCGUAAGAAGGUUCCUAUCAUCUUGCACGAUGAAAGCGAACAGGCGAAAACGUGGAGUCAAGUCUUUAGUGAUGAAACUAAAAACCAAUCUAUUCCUGUCAUACCGGCUUGGCAGCUCAAUGAAAGAAUGUAUGGAGAAUUGCAAGGUCUUAACAAGCAAGAAACAGCGGAAAGAUAUGGGAAAGAGCAAGUUCACGAAUGGCGUAGGAGUUAUGAUAUCCCACCUCCAAAGGGAGAGAGCUUGGAGAUGUGUGCUGAGAGAGCAGUGGCUUAUUUUCAGGACAAUAUUGAACCAAAGCUUGCAGCUGGAAAGAACGUAAUGAUAGCUGCUCAUGGGAACUCGUUGCGUUCUAUCAUAAUGUAUCUUGACAAAUUGACUUGCCAAGAGGUGAUAAGUCUAGAGCUAUCAACCGGUAUACCACUUCUCUACAUCUUCAAAGAAGGUAAAUUCAUGAAGCGAGGAAGCCCGGUUGGUCCGACAGAAGCCGGUGUUUAUGCUUAUACCAAGAGUUUGGCUCAAUACAGACAGAAGCUAGAGGAGGACAGUGAAGUAAUCUGUUCCUGAAGUUUAACAAGAAAGAUUGGUUCUUGAUCUACUCAACUCUCUUCCCUCAAGCUUAGGACCUUAGAGGCGUUUACAAAGAAUAUAGAUUUUAUUAUUUCUUCUUGGUUCUUCUUCAUUCAUAUGUGACAUAUCCACUGUUACCUGAAGGAUCAAUGUUCAAAAACGUCACCGUUCCUUCUUACAAGCCUCGCACUUGUUGAUGUUGUCUUUGUUAUUGUUACCAAACUCUUUAAGCAAAACAAGUAUUAUUCUGUGAUACA
Molecule: messenger RNA, 1627 nt
Organism: Camelina sativa (false flax)
Lineage: Eukaryota; Viridiplantae; Streptophyta; Magnoliopsida; Brassicales; Brassicaceae
Product: 2,3-bisphosphoglycerate-dependent phosphoglycerate mutase 1-like
Biological process (GO): glycolytic process
Molecular function (GO): intramolecular phosphotransferase activity
Source: RefSeq, a predicted model, not a curated record